Chlorella variabilis is the source of this 2353-nucleotide messenger RNA. RefSeq lists its product as hypothetical. Gene Ontology annotation, biological process: microtubule-based movement. Bases 1 to 2181 code for a protein of 726 amino acids. Lineage: Eukaryota; Viridiplantae; Chlorophyta; Trebouxiophyceae; Chlorellales; Chlorellaceae. Gene Ontology annotation, molecular function: ATP binding; microtubule binding; microtubule motor activity. The transcript is spliced from 14 exons. The record is from RefSeq and is a predicted model, not a curated record.
AUGCCGCACGCCGCCUGCACCAGCCUGGCAGACAGCCUGAGCGCCCUAGAUGACCUGCUGCCGCCCGGCGAGGAUGCCGCCGCCGUCAGCAGCGGGAUCAGCGGCCCCUCCGACAAGGACAACAUCCGCGUCUUUGUCCGCGUGCGGCCUCUGAGCGCGCGGGAGCGCGGCAGCGCCGGCGCCGCCAGCCGCGCCUGCGUCAGCUGCCCACCCGGCGGCGGCGGCCGUGUGGUUGUUCUGGCGGACCCUGCCAAGCCAGAGCCCUUCAUGGCCACCUUUGACCGGGUGCUGGGGCCGGAGGAGGGGCAGGAGGAGGUGUUUGCGGCGGUGGGGGAACAGAUGGUGGACAACUGCGGCCUGACGCUGCGCGUCUUCCGCCAGUUGUUUGACCGCAUCACAGACGAGGAGCGGGACGGAGUGCGGUACACCGUCAAGUGCUACGCCUGCGAGGUUUACAAUGAGGAGCUGUCCGACUUGCUGGCGCCCGGCGCCUCGGGCCUGCAAAUCCGGGACGGCGACCAGCACCAGGGCGUGUUUGUGGAGGGCCUCACCGAGCAUGUGGUGGUCAACGCGGAUGAUGUGAUGCGUCUGAUUCAGAAGGGGUCUGCCAACCGCCACACGGCUUCCACUCGCAUGAACGAGCGCUCCUCGCGAUCUCACAGCGUGUUCACGGCUGUGGUGGAGGCGCACGAGGAGCAGGCGGAGUCGGGGGUCACCAAGGUUCAGUUUGCCAAGCUGAACCUGAUUGACCUGGCAGGCAGCGAGCGUGUGGGCAAGAGCGGGGCCACGGGGGAGCGGCUGACGGAGGCCAAGGGCAUCAACAAGUCGCUCACCACGCUGGGGCGCGUGGUCACGGCGCUGAUGGACCGCCAGCAGCACGUGCCCUACCGCGACAGCAGGCUUACUUUCCUGCUCAAAGAGAGCCUGGGCGGCAACUCUCUCACCUCCAUCGUCGCGUGCGUGUCGCCCAGCGAGGAGAGCGCUCAGGAGACGCACAGCACGCUGGUGUUUGCGGCGGGAGCCAAAAAGAUCAGGAACAAGGCAAGCCGGGCUGUGGUUAACCAGGACAUGGUGGGCGACCUGAAGGCCCUCCAAUUGGAAAACGCUCGGCUGCAGCGGGAGCUGGCCAAGCGCGAGGAUGUGCUGGCGGCGGAGCUGCGGCAGCAGCUGGCGGCGAUGCAGGGCCAGGCGGCAGCGGCAGACGAGCGGGCGGUGGCGGCGGAGGAGCGGCAGCAGCAGCUGGAGGUGGCGCUGAAUGAGAACCACGCCUCCCUGCAGCAGCGAAAUGCUGAGCUGGCACUGGUCAAGAAGGAGGUGGAGGACACGAAGGCCACAUGCCAGCUGCUUCAGAAGGACCGGGAGCAGCUGAUUGAUCACAAUGCGGCGCUGAUGGAGCGGGUGGACAGCCUGCAAAGCAGCCUGCGGCUCGGAAAGGAGGCGCUGCGGCAGUCGCAGCAGGAUGCAGCGACAGCGCAAGAGCGCUGUGAAACGGCCUCCGCGGCACAGCGUGUGGCGGAGGACGAGGCGCGCUCCCUGCAGCACGACAAGGAGCGGCUGGCUGCUGACGUUGCACGCGUCAGCGCUGAGCUGGAGUCCACGCGGCAGACCAUGGGGGCUGAGCUGGCGCAGAUGGCGGUGGCGCUGGGGGAGAGCGAGCGCAACAAGAAGGCGCUGCGGCGGGAGGUGGAGCUGCUGCUGAGCGACUUGCGCAAGCGGCAGCGCGAGGUGGCCGACAUUGGGGAGCUGGCGGCGGCCAAGGAGGAGCGGCUGCGGGGCGAGAUUGCAGAGCUGGGCGAGGCGCUGGCCUCGCGCUCGGCGCAGCUGCAGGAGCUGGAGGGGAAGCUGGCGGGGGAGACGGUGUGCACCGCCAAGUACCGGCGCAUGGUGGGGGAGAUUGGAAAGCUGAUUGACUGGGCUCAGUCAACCAGCCCACUGCCGCCCACCCUGGGCGGACGCACCAGCCCCGCGGGCUACUCGUCCUUCACGGGCUUUGGCAGUGGCAGGCUAUCAUUUGGCACUGGCGCGGGGGCUGCCCUCGCAUCGCCGCUGGGCGAUGCCACCAACCAGCGGGCCCUGCCGGGCUCGGCUCGCCGUGCAGCCACCUCCCCCGGCAAACGCCAGCUGCAGGUGUCCAGCCCGGCAGGCCGCAGCCCGCUGCAGUCGCCCACCAAAUUUCGGUGAUGGGCAGGCACCUGAUGCGAUGCCUGCUAGGCAUCUCCCGCAAUCUGUGGUGCUCUUGCCCCACCGCGCCUGUGCUUCUUGUUUCGCAUGUGCUUACAUUCAUGCUAAUUUGUCUGAAAAUCAUUGCACGCUUCAAUCAACGUAAGUAUUUUAGUAAAACAAUGCUAGAUGC